GAGGAAUUUUGCUAAAUGUCUGCUGUUCCUGUGUUUGUCUGCAGUCGCAGGACCGGCCACUACACGCUACAGCAGAACCAGAACCAGAACACCCAGCAUGGAGACAGGUAUGGACCUUCAGAUCCCAGUUCCAGCUCUGCACCGCAUCCCAGAUCUCAGCCGUCCUCCAGCCCAAAGCUGGGUUCAAGCCCCCGACAGAGUCCCAACUCCAGGCCCAGACCCCCACCCACCUAUCAGCGCUACAACUCUCAGGACUCUCUGGACGAGCUGGAGAUGGACGACUACUGGAAGGAGGUGGAGAACAUUAACCGGUCAGGAGGAGGAGCACCCAGAGGAGAAGGUGGAGGAGACGGAGAGGUUCAAGAGGAGGAGCAGCAGAAAACUCCUGAAGAAGGCGAGCAGGAGGAGGCGUGGCUAAUGGAGGCGGGGCUACAGCGGCUGUUCGAUGACUCAUUGGCAGCUGAUCAGGAUCAGGAAGUAGACAGCGCAGUGUUUCUGUCGACGCUCACCAGAACUCAGGCGGCAGCAGUUGAACGUCGCGUCCAGCAGACGCUACGGCGACGCAACCGGCAACACCUCCCCGAUGUUCGGGACAUAUUCAGACCUCCAGAAAAGAACGAGGAGCCUCACAAGCUCAAAGGGGGAAGUGAGAACGGACAAAACGACUCAUCUUCAGCCGAAAUGGAGACGGAGCUGAACGUUGAAGUAGCGUUUUCAGAGCAGGCGCUGUCCUACCGGGACAACCAUCAGCGUUUAAAGGUCACGGCCAGCCCCAGCUCACCUGAUGACAAACUGCCGAACUUUAAGCUGCUUCGAGAUAAAACAGGUCAGACCAGAAUCGGAGAUCUGUCUCCUCUGGAUAUGAAAAAGGUUCGCCGGCUGGUGCUGGUGGAGAUGACGGCGCUUUUCGACACCGCAGGAAUCGACGUGAAGGCGCACAAAGCUGUCAAAGUCAAGACUAAAGAAACUGGUCUGUUUGGCGUCCCGCUGCACACUUUACUGGAUCAGGACCAGAGGAGAGUUUCUGGAACCAAAGUGCCAUUUAUUCUGCAGAGGCUCAUUAGUCACAUCGAGGACGAGGGUUUGGACACUGAGGGGCUGCUGAGGAUCCCUGGAGCUGCAACCAGAGUCAAGUCUCUGUGUCAGGAGCUCGAGUCCUCCUUCUAUGAUGGGAUGUUUCAGUGGCAACAGCUGAAACAACACGACGCUGCGAGCCUGUUGAAGCUGUUCAUCAGGGAGCUUCCUCAUCCGCUGCUGACUGUCGAGUACCUCAAUGCCUUCAUCGCCGUCAACAAACUUCCUACAAAGAAGCAGCAGCUGCAGGCGUUAAACCUGCUGGUUCUUCUGCUGCCAGAAGCCAACCGGGACACUCUGAAGGCGCUGGUGGAGUUUUUCCAGCGUGUGAUCGACCAUCAGGCCAAGAACAAAAUGACUCUGAACAACGUGUCCGUCAUCAUGGCGCCCAACAUCUUCAUGUUCAAAGGCUUUCGUUCUAAAGUUACAGAGCAGCAGGAGUUCUCCAUGGCGACCAGAACAGCCAACAUCGUCCGGCUGCUCAUCCGAUACCAGAAUCUCCUCUGGACAAUCCCAAAGUUCAUUGUGACUCAGGUCAGACAGCAAAACAUGGAGAGUCAGAGGAAACAGCAUAAAGAGAGAGCUGUACGGAAGCUGCUGAAGAAGAUCACAACUGAGAAACCACCUGAAAGACCCAUUCCUGAGGAGAGUUCACAGGGUUUCAUUCGAGUUCAGGCGCCGCAGUUCAGUAAAAUUUCGAUGGCAGUUCAGCUGACUGAAGAGCUACAAGCUGCAGAUGUGUUAACUCGCUUCAUCAGCCAGGACAGCUCAGUGGCGGUGAAGAAAGAAGAGUUGUGUCUCUAUGAGACUGGUGGAAACAUCAAGGAGAGAUGCCUGGAUGGAGAAACCUACAUGAAAGACCUUUUCCAGUUGAAUCCUACAGCAGAGUGGGUCAUCAAAGCCAUGCAGCGAUAAACACACUUUGUAGGAUCGUGUUCUGCUGCAUGCUACAAAUCUUUACCACUGUGUCCUACUGGGAGGAAACGUCACCUGGCUCUCUGAGGCUUCUGCUGCUCCAGGAUGAACUGUUAACAACAACAAAAAAGGCUGGGAGAUUCUUCAUUGUGGCAUUCAUGUGGAUGUUACUUUGACAUCUACCUAAACAAUACUGCAGACCAAGUGCGCCCUCCUACAGCAACAGCACUCCCCCUGCAGGACAAGAUGCUCUAAACUCUAAAAACUGCUCAGGAAAGGCUCGAGGAACACGACCAUGAGCCUGGAAGUGUUGACCUGGCCUUUAAACUCCCCAGAUUCCCAGUGUGUGUUCAAUCGGUCCUGAAAUCUACCUGAAAAUGCAUGAUUUUGGUUAACAAAAAUGUGGUAAUACAUUUCUUUUCUAGUUUGUUGCAUAUCCAGAAUUCCCGAAUGCGAAGAUAAAAAGGGAGAUUACAGCUUGGGAUUCUGAACAUUUUAAAUUAUGCUGCUUAAAGGAUUUUUUUGGUCUUCAAGUUCAACUAGACUGAAGUGCAAGGCAGUUGUCCAGGCGAAAGAAAACCACUCAUUUGGAGACCUUAUAAACUGUGAUUUAUUGCAAGUAAUGACUUUAAUCUGUGUGCAGAAAUGAGAUUAAAUAUAUAGUUUGGUGCAUUAAAUCAUAAAAUCACACAUCGGGAACAUGAAUAAUUCAGAAUCCAUUUUCUGUUGGCUAAUUCUGAAAAUCUUUUAUCCAUUUAUAAAAUUUAUACUUUCUUUUAAAGCCAUAACAGGUAAAUAAAUUGCCACUUCAUUGAAUCGUCGUUGAUUAUCGGAGCUUCUCCAGGGAGGAACAAGCUUCGAAGUGAAUAGUUUUUUGUGAGUCCAGCAAAAAAUAGAUCAAAACGUUUCUUCUUCUGGGUUUUUGUGAUCAUGCCAUUGUUAUUCAGCAAGAGGCACGCGAUGAUGACAUCACUGUUUUUAUGGUACAUUAAUAUUUCCGGAUGUUUGAGUGUGUUGAAGUGUGACUCCAUCUUUUAAAAACCACUGGACAGAAACACAGAAAUACGUUUUUUUUAAUUUUUUUAUAUAUA
Molecule: messenger RNA, 3080 nt
Organism: Amphiprion ocellaris (clown anemonefish)
Lineage: Eukaryota; Metazoa; Chordata; Actinopteri; Pomacentridae
Gene: arhgap18
Product: Rho GTPase activating protein 18
Exons: 17
Coding region: 16-1989 (657 amino acids)
Biological process (GO): regulation of small GTPase mediated signal transduction; regulation of actin filament polymerization; signal transduction
Cellular component (GO): cytoplasm
Molecular function (GO): GTPase activator activity
Source: RefSeq, a predicted model, not a curated record